AGCGAAUGUCUGCUUUUGACCGUUUGGGAGACCCCAAGUCAAAGAAGCCUCGGACCUCUGCGUUCGAGCGGCUGCAGGACACUCGGUCGGCCCGAAAAGGCGACUUGAGGGACACGCUCAAGGAGAAGAGAGGGGAGUCCACAGCGACCUCCAAGGUCGGUUCUGAGGAGCGACGGACGACCGUCGGGGAUAAGGGUGCAGCUGAGCUGUGGAAAAUGUACGAACAACUGGAGAAGCGGCUGGACGCCCAAAACCCUUAUCGCCAAGCGGUCUUCAGUGAGGCGUACAACGGGACAACCGAUCCCCAAGACCACCUCGCUCGCUUCGGGGCUAACGUGGUCAUGUAUGCGUACCCAGAAGAAAUCAAGUGUCGAUGUUUCCUGGCGAUGCUGGAAGGGCAGGCUUGUGAGUGGUUCCACAAGUUACCCAAGGGGUCGAUAGAUAAGUGGAGCGACCUGGCCCACAAGUUCUUGGAGCACUUCGCAUCCAGCCGAAGGCAGAAGCUCCCCUUCUCGCAUCUGCUCAAUGUGAGGAUCCGGAAGGGGGAACAGCUCCGGGAAUUUAUUAAUAGGUGGGAGAAGGAGGCUAGGGACGUCCAAGGGGUGGACGACCAGGCCCUGAUCGCUAUGCUCCAAGCUGCACUCCCUCAAGGGGAUGUGCGCAAGGAGCUGCGUCGGAAUCCUCUCUCGACCUACCAAGAGAUGUUGGCCAGGGCGAAGUACUUGGCAUUAGAAGAAGAAGAUGAUGAGCCACCAGUCCGGAAGGAGAAGAAAAACGGGCCACCGGUGGCAGAAGGGAAGAAAAGAAAGGACUAUGGAAAGGGGCCAAACCUCACCGGGUAUCAUGUGAACAGGCAUCCUGUUCAUGCGGUACAGUCGUUACCUGCUCCCCCUCACAGUCGGGAAAGCUAUGGUGUGCAGGAUGCACCCAAAUACUGUGAGUACCACCGUAACAGCACCCACAAUACGUCGGAGUGCAUUACGUUGAAGAAGGAGAUGGACCUGAUCGCUAGAGGGCCACCUCCCCGGACGGAACGACCAUCCUCAGGUAAUCGGACCUGGAGGAGGCCUCCAGCCCCUACAGCAGCGAUCACAGCAGGAGAGGGGCAAGAAGAUGGACGGCGGCACCUAGGACGAGAUUGUGACGACUUAGAUGAAGAGGAAAGGCAAGGUCGCCGACACCUGGGGUGUCGGUUCAUCAUGGGGGGAAACACGGGAGGAGAUUCAGUGUCCUCCCGGAAGAAAUGGAAGAACAUGGUGUACCUGGCCGAGAUUCCUAUUGGAACACUUCUUCGAAGCCCAAAUGCCCCAUCACGGGUCAGCAAGUGGGGGGUGUUCUUGGGGUCUUUCCAGAUAGAGUUCAAGCCGCAACCGGCGAUAAAGGGGCAAGCAUUAGCAGAUUUCGUGGUAGAAUGCACCGCAAGAGAAGUAGGACCUAGCGGAGAGGAACCCGAAGGAAGUUGGUGGACUGUGUACACCGAUGGAUCGUCCGCGACUGAUGCUUCGGGGGGAGGAGUCGUGGUGAUAUCACCAGAAGGGUUCAAAGCUUACUACUCUGUGAGGUUCCGAUUUAAAGUCUCGAACAAUGAGGCCGAGUACGAGGCAUUACUUUGUGGCUUAAGGUUGGCAGCCUCAUUAAGAGCUGAACGGAUCCAAGUCCGGUGUGAUUCUAAGCUCUUAGUAGGCCACGUCACUGGAGAGUUUGAGGCUAAGGAUGAACGAAUGAAGAAGUAUAGAGACACUGCCCUGGAGUUGCUUAAAGCAUUUGGGGCAUACCGGAUAGAGCAGGUCCCUUGGGAAGAGAACGCUGAGGCAGAUAUCUUGUCGAAACUUGGUCCGGAUUCCCCGGAUCAUAUUAAGGCAAUGACCCAAGAAGAAGAGUUGCUCGAGCCAAGCAUCAGUCCCGGCCAGGUGCUGAUCAUCGCACUCAAAAAAAAAGCCGGAUUGGAUUGAUCAGAUUACCAUGUACAUCCUUGACGGGUCGCUACCUGCCGACCCAAUCGCGGCAAAGGUGGUGAAGCGACGUGCACCCGGCUACACGCUGGAGUGCGGUCGUCUGUACAAGCGAUCGUAUAAUGGUACAUUGUUGAGGUGCUUAAGAGCGGGUGAGGCAUAAAAGUUAAUGGAGGAA
Cuscuta campestris is the source of this 2130-nucleotide messenger RNA. The record is from the annotation of a GenBank genome assembly. NCBI's taxonomy places the organism in Eukaryota, Viridiplantae, Streptophyta, Magnoliopsida, Solanales, Convolvulaceae.